UUUUUCGCUCAGUUAAUCUCUCCGAACCAAGAGGCUCGGCGCACUCAAAAAGCUCAGGUUCCGUUUCGUGCAUUUGAGGCGCUGCGAUUGAUCAGAUAAAAACUCGUUCCGCUUUUACAUUACCCAUAUAUCCCAAGCAAGCAAAUAAAGACGACACCACUACACUGAGGAGCUGUUACAUAUUCCACAGAGAGAGAGAGAGAGAGAGAGAGAGAGAGAAGUGUUUGCUGAAACGAGCGUUUGGAUCGGAAAAAGCUCUGAGAGAGGGAUGGCGGAUCACGGGGACUCGGUGAUGGAGAAGAUAACAGAGAAGUUUCACGAGGAAGAUUCCUCGUCGUCGUCAGAUUCCGAUGACGGGAAGAAAACGUCGUCGUUCAAAUCGGAUAAGUUCAGGUUGUUCGGCCGAGAAACGCCCCUUCACAAGGUCCUCGGCGGUGGCAAACCUGCUGAUGUGUUUCUUUGGAGGGACAAGAAGAUAUCUGCUGGAGUUCUUGGUGGGGCCACUGCUAUCUGGGUUCUGUUUGACGUGCUUGAGUACCAUUUCCUUACAUUAGUUUGCCAUGCAUUGAUACUCGGUCUGGCUAUGUUGUUCUUGUGGUCUAAUGCUAGCACCUUCAUCAACAAAUCUCCUCCUCGCAUUCCAGAAGUUCACAUUCCUGAGGAGCCAGUUCUGGAGUUCGCCUCUGCCCUCAGGAUUGAAAUAAAUCGGGCUUUUGGUAUUCUAAGGGAAACUGCUUCAGGAAAAGAUCUCAAAAUGUUUCUCUCCGUGAUAGCUGGCUUGUGGUUCUUGUCAAUUGUGGGGAGCUGCUGCAGCUUCUUGACUUUGUUUUACAUAGCAUUUUUUCUGCUCCACACUGUGCCUGUGCUGUACGAGAAAUAUGAGGAUCAGGUGGAUGCUUUUUCAGAGAAGGCUACGAUGGAGAUCAAAAAACAGUAUGCAGUCUUUGAUGAGAAGGUUUUGAGUAAGAUCCCAAGAGGACGAUUUAAGGACAAGAAGCAGGCUUAAGAGCUUAGGAUGGUCCCAGGUAGGCCAUUGCUAGGUUUCAAGAUAUAUUUGGUAGCCGUUUUGUCAAGGUGUUGUGAGUUGUUCAUCUAUUGUUGGAUAGAACCCUGUUUUUAAUGUGUCCUUUUAGGUUUUUGGGUUCACAUCUUUCUUUCUUUUUUUAUCUGGGUUCACAGUAUCGAAGAACCUGGUAGUUCUAUACUCGUUUCUGCUGGUUUCCCGCUUUGUGUGAUCUGUCAAUGAAAGGUGAUCAAGUUAUUUAGUAAA
Messenger RNA from Rhododendron vialii, 1270 nucleotides. RefSeq names its product reticulon-like protein B2. Bases 269 to 1006 code for a protein of 245 amino acids. NCBI's taxonomy places the organism in Eukaryota, Viridiplantae, Streptophyta, Magnoliopsida, Ericales, Ericaceae. The transcript has 5 exons. The record is from RefSeq and is a predicted model, not a curated record.